This is a messenger RNA of Selaginella moellendorffii, 2007 nucleotides long. Its product is annotated as subtilisin-like protease SBT5.3. NCBI's taxonomy places the organism in Eukaryota, Viridiplantae, Streptophyta, Lycopodiopsida, Selaginellales, Selaginellaceae. The coding region runs from base 737 to 1330 and encodes 197 amino acids. Gene Ontology annotation, biological process: proteolysis. Gene Ontology annotation, molecular function: serine-type endopeptidase activity. The record is from RefSeq and is a predicted model, not a curated record. The transcript is spliced from 5 exons.
UUUUCUACCUUGGAGGUCAAAAUGGCGUAUCGGCCGAAACACUGACCACAACUCACUAUGAUCUACUCGCGCAAGGAACUGGAAGGUACCAGUUUGAUCCUUCGUGUUUAUUUUCUUUAAUUUUUCUGCUCUCCAGCAUGGAGGUGGCCUCAGCAGCGAUGAUCUAUAGUUAUAAGUAUGUAUUUAGUGGAUUCUCAGCCAGACUUACGAAAGAACAAGCUGACGAGUUAUCCAGUACGUGCUGGAAACUUGAGUCUAAUCUAAACAGUUUUUCUCCUGAUCUGUAGGAAUGCCGGAAGUUCUCAGUGUUCAUCACACUCGUGGGAUUUCUUGGGCCUUCCGAUCGACGCAGAGUCAAAAGCAGCAACGCGAGCACAAAAUUCUGGGUGAGGACUCCAGUGACGUAACUAUUGGACUCCUUGACUCAGGUAUAUGGCCUGAAUCCGAAAGCUUCCGUGAUGAUGGAAUGAGUCCAGUUCCUGCGACAUGGAAGGGCUCUUGCGUCAAUGAUCCAAAGACAAACGCUUCCGUUGUAGUUCACUGCAACAGAGCUGGCCUGUCUCCAAACGCUUCGGUGGCAUACAGUAAUCCUAGAGACUUCGGUGGCCAUGGAACGGCCACAGGUUCUAUUGCCGCUGGUAUGGCAGUGGGCAACGCGAGUAUGGGGGGACUGGCUUCAUGAAUUGCAAGAGGUGGUUUUCGCAGUGCCAGGAUUUCUGCGUAGAAAGUGUGUUGGAUGUUCCAGUGCUACGACAUCAACAUUGUAACGGCUUUAGACGACACAAUUCACGACGGUGUGUACGUGAUCUCGCUCUCACUUGGAGACGUGACUCUGCUGUAUAACAUCGACAUUAUCGCGAUUGGUGCCUUCCAUGCACUGGAGAAAGACAUUAUAGUCUCGAGUGCUUCUGGAAACUCUGGGCCGCUCAACGGAACAGUGACGAAUGUAGCUCCUUGGAUACUUACUGUUGGUGCUAGCUCAAUCGAUCGAAACAUCACACCGAACUCAACUGUGUUUCCUAUAAAGCCCGCACCAGUUGCUGCAGGUCCCUCUUCAAGAGGACCCAGCUUUAUCAGUCCCGACAUUAUAAAGCCGGACGUGAGUGUUCCAGGGGCGAGCAUUUUGGCGGCAUGGAGCGGUGCACGUCCAGCAAUGGAUCCAAGUGGGAAGUUUGUGCGCGUGAACUAUGCUAUUGCAUCUGGAACGUCCUUCGCCUGUCCUCACGCAACCGGUACUGCUACUUUCAUCAAGUCGGUUCAUCCAAGCUGGAGUCCGGCAGCAAUCAAGUCUGCGAUCAUGACAACAGGCAGGAGAUCAUUGUUACGAUGAGCAAAAGCGGGGACUGAUACUAUCUCUCGAAACUUUUCAGCGAGAUUUUCUCGACAACACCGAGAGCGAUGGAAUGCCAGCAAGCUUCUUCAGCAUUGACGCCGGAGUGAUCCAGCCGAUGAAAGCCAUCGAUCCGGGACUGGUCUAGGAGACCGCUACCUCGGACUACAUCCUCUACCUGUGCAGCACGGGCCACUCCUCCAAGCAAUCACAGGGGACAGCGCUACCGCUUGUCCCGACGGCAAGAGCACUCCCGCCAGUCUCAACUAUCCCUCCAUCGGAUUCUACAUCAGCGUCGUCAAGAGCGCCACGAUCCAGCGAACAUUGACAAACGUCGGCGACGCGAGCUCGAUCUACAGAUCCCGAGUGGAGGCUCCUAGCGAUUCGCGGCUCGCCAUCCCCGUCUCUCCCCAGGAGCUACACUCCUCGAACAAAGGGGAGAAGCUCUCCUUCAACGUGACGAUCGCCGUGAGUUCUUUGCAAGCGCCCAUUUCUUUUCCAUGGGCGUUCGUCGCUCACUUGGGACGUCGGAGUCCCAUAGCUGUGGCCAUAAGUUAGUUUGCCGUGUCAGCCGCCACGUCCCAUGUAGGGCACGCGAGUUCCACGUGGCGGUACAUUCGAGAUUUUAGGGCUUUUGACAAUGAAUCGAGAGAGAGCGAUCGAUCAUGAGCGCUGUC